Plasmodium coatneyi is the source of this 1878-nucleotide messenger RNA. RefSeq lists its product as uncharacterized. The transcript is spliced from 3 exons. NCBI's taxonomy places the organism in Eukaryota, Apicomplexa, Aconoidasida, Haemosporida, Plasmodiidae. The record is from RefSeq and is a predicted model, not a curated record. The coding region runs from base 1 to 1878 and encodes 625 amino acids.
AUGCCAAUGUAUUUAUUUUUUCUAUAUUAUUUGAACGUUCUGAUAGAAGUGCUUUUGGGUAUAUACAUCUGUGGAUUUGAUUCUCCCCUUUUGUUCAAAUGCACGCCCGGUGGUAGCAGAAGAUGGAAGAGGACAUUGGCCGUUGCAUGCGCCGAAAGAGGCGACGACAUUUUAAACGACAAGGGGCUGUCCAUACUCCAAGUGGAAGAUAUGUGCAAGAAGAAAGACGCAAGUCUGUCAGAUAAAAUAUAUGGCUUAUCCCUGCAUGACACGAAAGAUCUAUUUGUGGAACUAACGAACUCUAUCAUGUACACGGAUUAUGAAGAGCAAGUGAAAACGGAAAAAAAUAUUUUUACAUGCACUCAGCGCACGUUAAAAUUUAUGAAGGAAAAUAUAAAAAAAAAAACGGAAGAAUUGAUCACUGGAGCUAGGAAAUAUAUCGAUGAGUUGUUCGGUAGUUACGACAUUUUGAACAAAAAAGAGUGGGAGUCUAUAUCUAAGUUGAAUUUAUUCUUAGACAUAAAUGGAGAGGAGGAUGUGUUGUUGAUAAAUGGAAGGGACAUAUUUUUUCACGUGAUGGGUGUAAAUUUCCCGAAGAAAAUUCCCCUAAAUACACAGGACGUGUUGGAAAAUAUUACUGAAUUGUUUAGACAUAACAAGAAUAUAUUUGAGCAGUAUGAAAAGAAAGUUCAUAAGAUUGAAAAGGACAUAAGAACAUAUUUAGGAACUGGAGGGAAGAGGUUUCCACUGAAUUAUACACAUUGGAAUAAUAGCUACAUUAAUAUUACGCAGAAUGUGGCAGUGAGAGCUUUUAUGGAUGAUUUAUACAACUAUUUUGAGCACCUAGAAAGGAAGUUAAUGUAUAACCCUAACAGAUUGACAAAGAUAGACAUAUCCUUCCUGGAUGGGACGCUAGAUGCAAUUGAUAAUAUUAUAAAAUCCACCAUUGAAUAUAAAACGGAGAAAUUAUUUGGUCUUUUAAAUAAUAUAUUUAAGGGAGAUUUAAGGUCCAUUUUGGGGUUUUUCACCUACCUAUUUGAUACAGAACGUAGGAAAAAUAAAAUUAUUUUAAAAACCAUUGCGAAGGAAAAGACGGGGGAUGAGUACGACAGUAACUUUCUAUUCGACGUCGAAUCGUUAUACGUGAGGGAAAAAGAAGACAUACAAAAUGCCUUGUCCAAAUUCAGCCAUUUUAUGAAGGUCAAUUUUGGGUUUGAUGUUGGCAGUCCAAGUGUUCACUUGCUCAAAAGUAAAAUAGAAGACGCGGUGGUACAGGAGCAGCAGCAGCAACAGCAAAUCAUGAAGCAUUUCAAAAAUAUCGUGCACGAAUUAUUGUGUAGACAACAAGUUAUCGAAUUUUUCACCCUUGUCAAUUCGCUGAAGGAAAACAGCAAAGGGAUCAGCCCCUGUUUUUGGAAAGUUUGGGGGUGUCUGACCGCCAAAAAUGACAAUUGCAUAUAUAUCAAAACGAAGAAGUUGAUUCAGCUGGUGUCCAAAUAUGCAGAAAUUAGAGAAAAAAACAAUUGCAAUAUUAAGCAAAAUGAUAGUGAAGAAAAUAUCUUAGAGCUGAUGAAGGAUAUAAAAAGCGCCUUCUACAGAUAUAGGAUUGCCAUUAAAAUAUUGUUCCUGCUGAUUGAGGAUUUGAAGUUGUCCAAGCAGCUUAAUGAAGAAUAUGAGAACCUCCUCAGGGAGAAGAAAGAAGCGCAGGAGGAAAAUUACGGUAUCACAGAGAAGGACAAGGAUAAAAUGGAUAAAAUGUACGAAAAAGCCAUCAACGAAUGGACCAGCAAAUUGGAGGCCAAGAAGAUGGCCAUAGAAUCGAACAAAAACGCCAUCAUAUUCUACCUCUGCUUAAUUAAGACAUUCAAACUUAGCUAG